GUCUUUGCCUGGUUCUCUCAAACACGCUUUUCGAGAGCAAAUGUACAACUUACUCUCUUCUUACUUGAAUCUUUAUCUUAAUAAAAAAAAUGAAAAGCUGGAUAAGAUAUGACGUAAGAUUUAAAAGGGAGGGAUCGGUAAAUUCAAGGGGAGCUACGGAAGAAACACUGGAUAUUUCCCGGUACACACAUCUUCUCGUGGACCCCAUCCCCCACAACAAUGAACGUAUGCCACCAUUCAAAUCCUUCCUAUCCUUUCCUUCAUCACGCCUCCUAUUUCCUUUCUCUUCCUCUCUUUUUGUCCCACUUUUCCCUCUCUUUUCUCUCGCCAAUUCUGCGUCACCUGAAAUUUCAAUUUACUGCCAACAAACAGAAGAAAAAUAUAAUCAAGAAAAGUUGAAAUCUGGUAAUCUGAUCAGACGGUUGAAGGCGGGAGAAUGAGCACGAAGAAGAAGAAGACGGCGCAGGUUCAGACGACGAGGACGCGUGUAGGGAAGUACGAACUUGGAAGAACCUUAGGUGAAGGAAGUUUUGCAAAGGUAAAGUUCGCUAAGAAUGUUGAGACCGGCGAAUGUGUGGCCAUUAAAAUCCUGGACCGUGACCAAGUUCUUCGUCACCGCAUGGUCGAACAGAUAAAAAGAGAAAUAUCAACUAUGAAGCUUAUCAAGCAUCCCAAUGUUAUUAAGAUAUUUGAGGUUAUGGCAAGCAAGACAAAGAUUUAUAUCGUGAUCGAGUUUGUUGAUGGAGGCGAGCUUUUCGACAAAAUUGCCAAGCGCGGAAGACUUAAAGAGGAUGAGGCUAGAAGCUAUUUCCAUCAGCUUAUUAAUGCUGUUGAUUACUGCCAUAGUAGAGGCGUCUACCAUAGAGAUUUGAAGCCUGAGAAUCUUCUUCUGGACUCCUAUGGUAUUCUUAAAAUUUCAGAUUUUGGAUUGAGUGCUUUCUCACAGCAAGUUCGGGAGGAUGGGUUACUUCACACGGCCUGUGGGACUCCAAAUUAUGUUGCUCCAGAGGUGCUCAAAGAUCAAGGUUAUGAUGGUACAGCAUCUGAUAUUUGGUCUUGCGGAGUUAUACUCUUUGUACUUAUGGCUGGUUAUUUGCCUUUCGAUGAGCCAAACCUUAUAGCCUUGUAUAAAAAAAUCUGGAAGGCUGAUUUCGCUUGUCCUUCAUGGUUUUCAUCUGGUGCAAGGAAAUUGAUAAAGCGCAUUCUUGAUCCAAACCCUCUUACUCGUAUAACUAUUCCAGAAAUUUUACAAGAUGAAUGGUUCAAGAAAGGGUACAAGCCACCACAAUUUGAGCAGGAAGAGGAUGUAAAUCUUGAUGACAUAGAUGCUGUUUUUAAUGACUCAAUGGAACACCUUGUAACAGAAAGGAAAGAGAAACCCGUGUCCAUGAAUGCUUUUGAGCUUAUCUCUAGGUCGCAAAGCUUUAGUCUUGACAAUUUGUUUGAGAAGCAGACGGGUCUUGCGAAGCGGGAAACCAGUUUUGCUUCCCAAUGUCCUCCUAAUGAAAUUAUCUCCAAAAUCGAGGAAGCCGCAAAGCCUUUGGGCUUUAAUGUUCACAAGCAAAACUACAAGAUGAAGUUGAAAGGUGACAAAAGUGGGAGAAAGGGCCAACUUUCUGUAGCUACUGAGGUGUUUGAGGUGGCUCCCUCCUUACAUAUGGUGGAGCUUCGGAAAACCGGUGGAGACACGUUGGAGUUUCACAAGUUCUACAAAAAUUUUGCAUCGGGAUUGAAAGAUAUAGUCUGGAAAUCUGAAGAAAUUGCUGAGUAAAGGCUUGGCCAUCAUCCACCACCACCUCCGCAGCUAAGCUUUGCUUGAUACAAAGCGCUUUGUAAUGCCUUUACUAGGAGGAUUAUUGAAGGGUUGCUACCAGGUCGGGUGAAACAUGAGAUGAAUAAAGCUGGUAAUUUCCAUAUGGUGGUCUUGGCAGCACAAAAGCAAGUGAUAGGGAAAAUGUCCCGCUUGAGACGAACAACUUUUUAAUAAAAAAUGGUUUUUUGUUGUCAUACAAAGCGUUCGGUCUUGAUCAAAUAUGUGUGGUCCAAGAAUAUGCCACGUCCUAUAUCCUAUGAAUUAUGAUUAGAUGGAAGAUCUAAAAUUCAGUUGGAAGGAUAGCCAGUGACAAGAUUUGAUGUAGCAUUUUGGCAACUAAUUGUUUUACAAUCAGAUUGGGAAUUUACUGAUUAGAAUAUAAUUCAGAAAAAGGUGGUUGAACCCCCUCGAUAUCCAAUCAUUCAUUGAUUGAAUUAGUUCAUCGUUAGGGGUUUGAUGGAUUUAAUUACGGAUGGGCCUGUGUGUAGCCCGGAAAAUGACUAUUUCCUGACAACCCGUCGUCCUCGCAGACUGCUAGCUGCCACGCAAACUUUGUACUUUUUCACUUUUUGAGUUCAAUCUAGGACAGAGAACCUUAUUACUCAUUCGACGACGUGAAUUAAAACAGGUGUUACUCAUUGCAUU
Messenger RNA from Durio zibethinus, 2458 nucleotides. RefSeq names its product CBL-interacting serine/threonine-protein kinase 9-like. Gene Ontology annotation, molecular function: ATP binding; protein serine/threonine kinase activity. NCBI's taxonomy places the organism in Eukaryota, Viridiplantae, Streptophyta, Magnoliopsida, Malvales, Malvaceae. The record is from RefSeq and is a predicted model, not a curated record. Gene Ontology annotation, biological process: signal transduction; protein phosphorylation.